GGCGCAGGCUGAGGCGGUCGCGGCGGCGGCGGCUUGAACGGGCCUGGCGCCGGCGGCGGCGGAAAGUAUCCCACCGGUGGGCUAUGUGAGCGUCGAGGACUUGGCAGAAAUCAAUGUGAUUUUAAUUUGAAACAAAACUAAGAAAUGGGUUCCUCUUCCUCCUUCAUUCAUACUGCUUUUUGAUGGUCAUGGCAUAAGGAACUUUAUCCCAGGAAUACAACUUUGCAUUAGCACCAAACAAGAUUUGUGAUGAAAUGGAGCCUGGAACAAACUCUUUUCGAGUAGAAUUUCCUGAUUUUUCCAGCACCAUUCUGCAGAAACUGAACCAGCAGCGCCAGCAAGGACAAUUAUGUGAUGUCUCCAUUGUUGUCCAAGGCCACAUUUUCCGAGCACACAAAGCCGUUCUUGCUGCCAGUUCACCCUACUUUUGUGACCAGGUACUCCUGAAAAACAGCAGAAGGAUUGUUUUGCCUGAUGUGAUGAACCCCAGAGUGUUUGAGAACAUUCUCCUAUCAAGUUACACGGGACGUCUAGUAAUGCCUGCUCCAGAAAUUGUUAGUUACUUAACAGCAGCAAGCUUCCUCCAGAUGUGGCAUGUGGUAGACAAAUGCACUGAGGUUUUAGAAGGAAACCCUACAGUCCUUUGUCAGAAGCUAAAUCAUGGCAGUGACCACCAGUCUCCCAGCAGCAGUAGUUACAAUGGCCUGGUAGAGAGCUUUGAGCUGGGCUCUGGGGGCCAUACGGAUUUCCCCAAAGCCCAGGAACUGAGGGACGGAGAGAAUGAAGAGGAGAGCACCAAAGACGAGCUGUCAUCUCAGCUCACCGAGCAUGAAUACCUUCCUAGCAACUCGUCCACGGAGCAUGACCGGCUGAGCACUGAGAUGGCGAGCCAGGAUGGGGAGGAGGGGGCCAGCGACAGUGCCGAGUUCCACUACACCCGGCCCAUGUACAGCAAGCCCAGCAUAAUGGCUCACAAACGCUGGAUCCAUGUGAAGCCUGAGCGCUUUGAGCAAGCGUGCGAGGGCAUGGAUGUGCAUGCAUCCUACGAUGAGCACCAGGUCACAGAGUCCAUCAACACCAUGCAGACAGAGCACUCGGUCCAGCCCUCGGGAGUAGAGGAAGACUUUCACGUCGGGGAAAAGAAAGUGGAAGCAGAGUUUGAUGAACAGGCUGAUGAAAGCAAUUAUGACGAGCAGGUGGAUUUCUAUGGCUCUUCCAUGGAAGAGUUUUCUGGAGAGAGGUCGGAUGGGAAUCUCAUUGGGCACAGACAGGAGGCUGCCCUAGCAACAGGCUACAGUGAGAAUAUUGAAAUGGUAACAGGGAUUAAAGAAGAAGCUUCCCACCUAGGAUUCUCAGCCACCGACAAGCUGUAUCCUUGUCAGUGUGGGAAAAGUUUCACUCACAAGAGUCAGAGAGAUCGACACAUGAGCAUGCAUCUUGGUCUUCGGCCUUAUGGUUGUGGUGUCUGUGGUAAGAAAUUCAAAAUGAAGCAUCAUCUCGUGGGCCACAUGAAAAUUCACACAGGCAUAAAGCCAUAUGAGUGUAAUAUCUGUGCAAAGAGAUUUAUGUGGAGGGACAGUUUCCACAGGCAUGUGACUUCUUGUACCAAGUCUUACGAAGCUGCAAAGGCUGAGCAGAAUACGACUGAGGCUAACUAAAAAUAGGAUCUGGCCCUUGAGUGGCAGGCACAAAAAUAAACUAUGGUAAUUAUGCAAAUCUGGGCACA
Molecule: messenger RNA, 1726 nt
Organism: Balaenoptera ricei (Rice's whale)
Lineage: Eukaryota; Metazoa; Chordata; Mammalia; Artiodactyla; Balaenopteridae
Gene: ZBTB43
Product: zinc finger and BTB domain containing 43
Exons: 3
Coding region: 255-1658 (467 amino acids)
Biological process (GO): regulation of transcription by RNA polymerase II
Molecular function (GO): RNA polymerase II cis-regulatory region sequence-specific DNA binding; DNA-binding transcription factor activity, RNA polymerase II-specific; protein binding
Source: RefSeq, a predicted model, not a curated record